UUGGCCGCAGUGCGAGGGGAGGACGCGACUGCAUUGUGGAAGUAAGAAGAGAAGCGUCCUGGUUUUUCCAUUGCUCUGUUGUUUAGGAAAAUUUACUGGCUGAAUCAUAGGAUCUUGUCAUGGUUCUAUUCCCCACCUCUGUUCAGUCUCCCCUGUACCCAACACCCCCUCAAAAGGGAUGCACAGAGGAGGAAGGGUUUGUUAAUGGCUUCCUGACAAGCUGGUUACCGGACAUGGUGACCUUCAAGGAUGUGGCCGUAGAGUUUACCCAAGAAGAGUGGGCAUUGCUGGACCCUUCUCAAAAAACACUGUACAAAGAUGUGAUGCUGGAGAACUGCAGGAACCUGGCAUCGCUUGGGUAUCAUGUUGAUAAACUCAGCCUGAUCUCUCAGUUGGGGCAAGAAGACAAGGUGAUGACAGAAGAAAGAGGAAUUCUCCCAGGUAUUUGUUCAGAUGUGGAGACUAUACUUAAAGCCAAAUGGUUAACACCUAAGAAGCAUGUUUUUAGGAAAAAACGUUCUAAUGGUGUAAAAGCGGAAAGAAAUCAUGUUGGAAUGAAACUUAAUGAAUGUAAUCAGUGUUUUAAAGUCUUCAGCACAAAAUCUAACCUUACUCAGCACAAGAGAAUUCAUACUGGAGAAAAACCUUAUGACUGUAAUCAAUGUGGAAAAUCUUUCAGCAGUAGAUCUUAUCUUACUAUUCAUAAGAGAAUACAUAAUGGGGAGAAACCUUAUGAAUGCAAUGACUGUGGGAAAGCCUUCAAUGAUCCCUCAUCCCUCAGACUGCAUGUAAGAAUUCACACUGGAGAAAAACCUUAUGAAUGUAACCAGUGUUUUCAUGUUUUCCGUACUAGUUGUAACCUCAAAAGCCACAAGAGAAUUCAUACGAGAGAGAAUCAUCAUGAAUGUAAUCUGUGUGGAAAGGCCUUCAGCACGAGGUCCUCUCUUACUGGGCACAAUAGUAUCCAUACAGGGGAGAAGCCUUAUGAGUGCCAUGAUUGUGGGAAAACCUUCAGAAAGAGCUCCUAUCUGACACAGCAUAUGAGAACUCAUACUGGAGAAAAACCCUAUAUGUGUAAUCAGUGUGGCAAAUCCUUCAGCAGUAGCUUUUCUCUUACUGUGCACAAAAGAAUUCAUACUGGAGAGAAACCCUAUGAAUGCAGUAACUGUGGAAAAGCUUUUAAUAAUCUCUCGGCUGUUAAGAAACAUGUGAGAACUCACACUGGAGAAAAACCCUAUGAAUGUAACCAUUGUGGAAAGUCUUUCACCACUAAUUCUUACCUUUCUGUGCAUAAGAAAAUACAUAAUAGGUGGAUUUGAAUACAGUAACUGGGAAAGCAUUCAUUGAUUUUUUAAUCCCUCAGACAACUUGUGGUAACUCAUGCCAGGUGUUAGAGUUACCUGUUGCUGCCUAGCCAAUUUCCCUCCAAAACAUAGUGGCUUCAAACAACAAACACUUAUUAUCUCACAAUUUCUGAAAGUCAGAAGUUCAUAAAUGGCUUAAUUUUGUAGUUCUGGCUCAGUGUCUCUCAUGAGGGUCCAGUCAAGAUUGUCAUCAGAAGCUACAAUCAUCUGUAUUUUUACUGCUGAAGAGUCUUUUCUAAAAUGGCUGACUCACAUGCCUGGAAAGUUAGUGCUGGAUGUUGCCAGGGAACCUUCAUUUCCUCACCAUGUAGGAUUUUCCAUGGGCCUGAGCAUUUUUAUGUGUAGCAUCAGGUUCCCUCCAAAGCAUCUGAUCUGAGGGAGAGCUAAUCCCGAAGCGAUGUUGUCUUUUAUAAUCUAGCCUUGGAAGGGCAUGUUAUCACUUCCAUAUUGUAUUGGACACACAGACCAAUCCAGAUACAGUGUGGAAGAAGCCUACACAAGGAGUGUAUACCAGGAGAGAGAGAUCCUUGGGAAACAUCUGAGAUGCCUGUCAUGAACUCAGUGAAGAAAGGCCUUCAGCUUUCCACAUUGAUUUGAUAUGAAGUAUCAUUGAGCAACUCUCGGGUUAAUUCACUCUGGAGAAAAA
Molecule: messenger RNA, 2010 nt
Organism: Myotis davidii
Lineage: Eukaryota; Metazoa; Chordata; Mammalia; Chiroptera; Vespertilionidae
Gene: ZNF558
Product: zinc finger protein 558
Exons: 7
Coding region: 120-1319 (399 amino acids)
Biological process (GO): negative regulation of transcription by RNA polymerase II
Molecular function (GO): DNA-binding transcription repressor activity, RNA polymerase II-specific
Source: RefSeq, a predicted model, not a curated record